This is a messenger RNA of Exophiala spinifera, 1308 nucleotides long. RefSeq lists its product as uncharacterized. The transcript has a single exon. Gene Ontology annotation, molecular function: ATP binding; protein kinase activity. The record is from RefSeq and is a predicted model, not a curated record. Gene Ontology annotation, biological process: protein phosphorylation. Lineage: Eukaryota; Fungi; Ascomycota; Eurotiomycetes; Chaetothyriales; Herpotrichiellaceae. The coding region runs from base 1 to 1308 and encodes 435 amino acids.
AUGGACGCCAGUCCUCGUAAAGCCACGCUCUUCGAUCAGAGCUUAAGCACCCCUCCGGCCACCCCGACGACAGCGUGGAAAGAAAACUCAAGACCUCAGUCCAGCCAUGGGUCAGUACCAUCUUCAGCGAUGACGCCUCCCUCGUCGCCGUGGCUAUACAAAUCACCGGCGCCUCCUUCUUUAAUAACUCCCAAACACGAAACACGACGCCCAUCGAGCCAACUGAGCCGGAGCACCACAAACGAAGACUUGUCACAAGAUACCCCAGUCCCGCGGUGUCCGUUCGACUUCGAAAUCCUCAAGGACGACCGUGGCCGCGACGCGACUUUUGGAAGUGGCGCCUGGUCUAUCGUAUUCAAAGCCAGCACGCACCCCAAGGCGGCCACAUCGACGGCUCUCACACCACCCACUUCCCCGACAAAAUCCCUCCCUACGGUCGUCGCGGUCAAGAAACCGUGCCGUCGCGACGCCAGCGCCAUCUUGCGUUCCGAGGCACAAAUGCUCUCUUACCUCCAUACGAUCCCAUAUUCGGAAAAAUACGUCGUUCCCUUCCACGGCACGGCGGGACCCGACGACACGACUCUGGUCCUCGACGCCAUCCCGUACAGUCUCGAAGAUCAUAUCCGCAAAUACGCCUACGAGGCCCGGCAAGAUGUCAUGUCCAGCCUUCGCACCAUGCACGAACCCAUUGUCGGGAGCGUGGCCCAGUGGCUGAACCUGGCCAACAGUCUCGUUUCGGGCCUCGCGUGGCUUCACAACAUCGCAUGCGUAGUCCACGGCGACGUCAAGCCGGGAAACAUCCUCCUCCGGCCGCGCGCUGCUGGCUCCUCCGGGUCGUCACCGCAAGCGAUCGAGGGGUACGAGCCGGUUUACGCGGAUUUCAGCUCGUCGACACGUCUCGACGUCGACGACAUCUCGCCGAACACCCUCGCGGCCGUGACACGCGAAUACACGGCCCCCGAGCUGUUGUCGUCCAAGGUCCUCCGCGACCCGACCAGCUGCGCCACGACGAGCAGUGACGUCUUCAGCCUCGCCGUGACGCUCCUCGUCGCGGCGACGGGCGAGUUGCUCGUGUACAGCGGGAGCGUGUUCCAGCGUCAACUGAUGGCCACACAAGGCUGGCUUGUGCUCAGCCAUGUACGCGGUGGUGACCAGGGGAGUAGAGUGCCUACGGGUGGCGUCGUCGAAAAGGUGCUGCAACGCGCCGUGCUCAAGGACGAGUUUGCGAGAGUGAGUGCUUUGGAGUGGUUGGAAAUCGUGGAGCAGCAGACGAGGACAAAGACGACAAAUAAGCUUCAAGUCCGGUGA